AUCGUCGGCGGUGAGUAGAAGCCCAUGAAUUUAUGUUUGGUUUCCCUCACGACUCCCUAACUACCAAAGACCUCACAGUGCAGGACUAUCCUAAUGUUAUGAGAUGAUAAACGCGAUUAGCAACACCGCUGCUCUUUCUAAAUGGCUAAUAUGACGUCACCGAUUUCCUGAAGUAAAGACCUAAGAAAUGCGAACAUUUUACGAGGCGUAUUUGGAUCCACUGUGUUCUCAGGAUCACGAACACUUGGAUAGUUAGAAAAUGAAACAUCGUUCAAACGCAAUGCAUUGUGGUCUACAUUUGCCAAUCUAGUGAGCAUCGACGCUCGGUGCUUUUUUUCGCAGAGACUUCUGGGAAAUUUCUAUGGGACGUGAUUUUGUCAUUGUAGGUUCAGACAGAAAAACGGCUCACUAACUUAAGUAGUGAAGGAAUUCAGACACAAUGGCUGUUUCUUCAGAGAGCCUCAAACCCCACUGAGUCUAAUUCCUAUGGCUGCCAAUCAAAGUAUUGACAGCAGGAUGACUGCAGGGCCCUGACAUCAGGUACCAGUGGAAAACUAACCUGGAUGUGAUGGCCACAGGUCGCCAUGGGACGCUCCUCCAAAGACAAGCGGGACAUCUACUAUCGUCUGGCCAAAGAGGAAGGAUGGAGAGCCAGGAGUGCCUUCAAGCUGCUGCAGCUGGACCAGGAGUUCAACCUGUUCACAGGCGUCAGCAGAGCGGUGGAUCUGUGCGCGGCGCCCGGCAGCUGGAGUCAGGUUCUCAGCCGCAAACUCAGGGGGGACGAGGGGGCUAAGGAGGUGAAGAUUGUGGCGGUGGACCUGCAGGCCAUGGCUCCUUUACCAGGAGUCACCCAGAUUCAGGGAGACAUCACAAAGGUAUCCACAGCUCAGGAGAUCAUCCGUCAUUUUGAGGGCCAGGCGGCCGACCUGGUGGUGUGCGACGGAGCUCCCGAUGUAACAGGGCUGCAUGAUGUGGACGAGUAUAUCCAGGCUCAGCUUCUGCUUGCAGCUCUGAACAUCACCACCCAUGUCCUGAAACCAGGGGGGACAUUCGUAGCCAAGAUCUUUCGAGGGAAAGACGUGACUCUGCUGUAUUCCCAGCUGAAGAUCUUCUUCAGCCGUGUGACGUGUGCCAAACCCCGCAGCAGCAGAAACUCCAGCAUCGAGUCCUUCGUUGUGUGUCAGAGGUACUCCCCCCCUGCCUGUUACAUCCCCAACAUGUCCAACCCCCUCCUGGAUCACUGCUACGACGUGGAUUUUAACCAGCUGGACGGCUCAAACCGCUUUAUCGUUCCCUUUCUGGCCUGUGGUGACCUCAGUGCUUUUGACUCUGACAGGACGUACCCCCUACAGCUCGAUGCAGACACAGAGUAUCAUUACACCCCACCACCACAGCCUCCCAUUUGCCCUUCUUACCAGCAGGCCUGCCACCUCCGCAAAAACAACCUGCUGUCCAAAGAGGGCGCUGCCGGCAGCACCUGCAGCCAGGGUCAGAACAAGGGUCUUUAUCGGUUUUAAACGGAAGACGCUGGAGAAAAUGUGCCCCAGACUUUGCCUGGACAUAAGUAUGGACAAUGUUUUCAAAAUAAGUAAUAACCAUCAAACCCUGAAUGUUUGCUUCAGCAGAGCAUCGCCUCCACAAAGACACAGCACCUCCUGCAAUCUGGAAAAAGAAACAACUUCUUACCUUUUUGGAAAAAUGUCAUUUUACCUCCAAGGAAAUGUCCCUCUUUCUGCAACAUAGCAUACUGGAAAACUUUAAAAUUUUAUAUAAAGAUGUCUUUUUUGGGUUUUACAUUGUCUUACAAAAAAGGAGUUUUAUAAAACUUGCUAAAUGUCUUAUUCAGAAAUGCACAUUUUUUUCCAAAAAACCUCAGUUUAAUCAAAAAAUACACUGAAUCUAUCAAAUCUCUUCAGACCAUGGAGCUUACAAGACUCGUAAUAUUUUGGGGUUUGUUCAGCUUGUGGAUCUAUAAUUUCUUUUUGUUUUUAUUAUAAUUUUUCCAUAUUUUAUUUUUAUUACUCCUAAAAAAGUAGGCUUUUUUCAUCAUCUACAUAUCCUUCCAGUAUUAAUGUUUUCUUGUUGAUAAGUUAAUGUAUAUCUGAACAUUGGCGAUAAAAUAAAAAUUACUUCCGGAUUUGCCCCACA
Molecule: messenger RNA, 2148 nt
Organism: Oryzias latipes (Japanese medaka)
Lineage: Eukaryota; Metazoa; Chordata; Actinopteri; Beloniformes; Adrianichthyidae
Gene: ftsj1
Product: FtsJ RNA 2'-O-methyltransferase 1
Biological process (GO): cytoplasmic translation; tRNA methylation
Cellular component (GO): cytoplasm
Molecular function (GO): tRNA methyltransferase activity
Source: RefSeq, a predicted model, not a curated record